Molecule: messenger RNA, 5840 nt
Organism: Zonotrichia leucophrys gambelii
Lineage: Eukaryota; Metazoa; Chordata; Aves; Passeriformes; Passerellidae
Gene: ABCC6
Product: ATP binding cassette subfamily C member 6
Exons: 31
Coding region: 154-4686 (1510 amino acids)
Biological process (GO): transmembrane transport
Cellular component (GO): membrane
Molecular function (GO): ABC-type transporter activity; ATP hydrolysis activity; ATP binding
Source: RefSeq, a predicted model, not a curated record
UCCGGGAGCGCGCCGCUGCUACUGCUGCCGCGGCCGGACUUUGGCCGCAGCGGGACGGGGCAAACGCGGCCGGACGGGGCUCUGAGCAGCCGCUCCCACGCCCGCCGGGACCGGAGCUCUGCCCAGCGAGGGAACGCCGCCGGGCACCGGCCCAUGGGUGCGGACACUGCGCUGUGCGGGCCCCGAGACGGCCCCGCCGCGCCUCGGGACUGGAACCAGACAUGGCAUACAAACAUCCCAGGACUGCCCUGGUGCUUCCAGAGCUCCAUCAUUGCCUGGAUCCCUUGUGCCUAUCUUUGGAUCUGUUUUCCUUUCUACUACUGGUACCUUCGACACAGAAACAAAGGCUAUAUCAGGAUGUCCCACAUCUUCAAAGCCAAAAUGGUCCUUGGAUUCAUCCUGGUAAUACUGUGUUUUUCUAAUGUCUUCUUCAUGGUGUGGGAGAAAAGCCAAGGAAUCCCACAGACGCCAGCACUCUUCAUUAGCCCUGCUGUGGUGGGAAUCACAACGGUCCUUGCCUUGUUCCUUACCCAAGCAGAAAGAAUGAUGGGCAUCCAGUCUUCAGGGGUCCUAUUGAUUUACUGGCUGCUCUCAUUUGUGGCUGCACUUGUGAUGUUUAGCUCCAAAAUUCAACAUGCCCUUGAAAGAGGCUUCCUGGAAGACCAUUUCCACCAUGUUACCACUUACCUUUAUGCUGGCCUGGUGCUAGGAGAACUUGUGUUAUUCUGCUUAAUUGAUCACCCUCCCUUCUUCUCUAAAGCUGACAACAAUCCUAAUCAGUGCCCAGAAGCCAGCAGCUCUUUUCUUUCCAAAAUCACAUACUGGUGGUUCUCUGGGCUCCUCUGGAAGGGCUCUCAGCAGGCCCUGGGGGUGGAUGACUUGUGGCCAGUGAGGAAACAGGACUGCUCUGAAGAAAUUGUUGCCUGGGCAGAAAGAGAGUGGAAGAAGUGUCACAGCAGAAGCCAGCAGAAAAUGGAGUCUGCCACAUUUAAAAAGGGUCAGAAAACUAAAACUGGUAUAGCAGAAGCUGAAGAGACAGAGGCUCUACUACAAUCCAAGCAAAGUCAGAGUGGGCCCUUACUGAGAAUGUUUUGGAACAUGUUUGGAACUUAUUUCCUUCUCAGCACUGUCUGCUUAGUUAUCUGUGAUGUCUUCUUGUUCUCCACCCCAAAGGUACUGAGCCUUUUCCUGAAGUUCAUUGAAGAUGAGGCAGCCCCAGGCUGGCUUGGCUACCUCUAUGCCUUCAGCAUGUUCCUGCUGGGCUGUCUGCAGACUCUGUUUGAGCAGCGCUACAUGUACAUGUGCCUUGUGCUGGGGCUGAGGCUCAGAACUGCCCUGACAGGCCUUGUGUACAGGAAGAUCCUGGUUAUGUCAAAUGCCUCAAGGAAAGCAGCAACCACAGGUGAAAUUGUUAAUCUGGUAUCUGUUGAUGUGCAAAAACUAAUGGAUCUGAUUAUCUAUUUUAAUGGGACCUGGCUGGCUCCUAUUCGGAUUAUCAUCUGCUUUGUCUUCUUGUGGCAGCUUCUAGGGCCAUCUGCUUUGACUGCAAUUGCUGUAUUUCUUUUUCUUUUGCCUCUGAAUUUUGUGAUCACCAAGAAGAGGAGUCAGUUUCAGGAAAUCCAGAUGAAACAUAAGGAUGAGAGGGCCAAACUCACCACUGAAAUUCUCAGCAACAUUAAAGUAAUCAAACUGUAUGGCUGGGAGAAAACCUUCAUGGAGAAAUUAUUUGGAAUCCGAAAGCAAGAACUUCAGGCCUUAAAAAGAUCUCAGAUUCUCUUCUCAGCAUCCCUGGUUUCUUUCCAUUCAUCAACUUUCCUGAUCACCUUUGUCAUGUUUGCUGUCUACACCCUGGUGGACAACACACACGUGCUGGAUGCUGAGAAGGCCUUUGUGUCCUUGACACUGAUCAACAUCCUCAACACUGCCCACUCCUUCCUGCCCUUCUCCAUCAACGCUGCUGUCCAGGCCAAAGUUUCCUUAAACCGUUUAGCAGCUUUUCUGAAUCUGGAAGAACUGAAUCCUGAGAGCUCAAGCAGAAACACUUCUGGCUGUGUACAGGCAAGUAUCACCAUAAGAAAUGGGACUUUUUCCUGGAGCAAAGAAACUUCUCCUUGUCUUAGAAGCAUAGAGCUGAGUGUGCCCCAGGGCUCUCUGCUGGCUGUGGUUGGCCAGGUGGGUGCAGGCAAAUCCUCCCUGCUGGCAGCGCUGCUGGGCGAGCUGGAGGCCACCGAGGGCUGUGUGACCAUCAAGGACACUGCAGCUUAUGUGCCCCAGCAAGCUUGGGUUCUAAAUGCUUCAGUGGAAGAUAACAUUCUGUUUGGGAAAGAGAUGGAUGAAACCUGGUUCAACAGAGUGACAGAGGCUUGUGCACUGCACCCUGAUUUGGAGACCUUCCCUGCAGGGCAGAAGAGUGAAAUAGGAGAAAAGGGAAUCAAUCUGUCUGGGGGGCAGAAGCAGAGAGUGAGCCUUGCUCGGGCCGUGUACCAGCGGGCUGCCAUUUACCUGCUCGAUGACCCCCUGGCAGCUGUGGAUGCCCACGUUGGGCAGCACAUUUUUGAACAUGUUCUUGGACCCAGUGGUUUACUGAAGGACAAGACUCGUGUGCUGGUGACUCACACAAUUAACAUUUUGCCUCAAGUGGACAAUAUUGUUUUUCUGGUGGAUGGAAUGAUCUCAGAAUCUGGUUCCUACCAGGAACUUCUACAGAGAAAUGGAGCCUUUGCAGAUUUUCUUCGUUCACACAUUACUGCAGAAGAGAAGGCACCUGCUGGUUUUCCAGCUAUGGGAGACAUCAAAGGCACUGUCACCACUGGGAAUGGUCCAUCUCAGCAGAAACCCCUCAGUGGUGACUCAGUAAAAUCUGCUGUGGGAAGGGAGAGCACUCCUGUGAGCCCAGCCUGCACCAGUGCUGCAGCCAGCAGUGGAGGAUUAACCAAGGCAGAGAGAACUCAGCGCGGCAGGGUCAGGGCUGGGGUGUAUGGAGCCUACCUGCAGGCAGCAGGCCGCGUGCUGUGUGUGUAUGUGCUGCUGUCCUUCACCUGCCAGCAGGCUGUGGCCUUCUCCAGGGGCUACUGGCUCAGCCUCUGGGCAGAUGACCCCGUGCACAAUGGGACACAGCAGCUCACAGAGCUCAGACUUGGAGUCUUUGGUGCUUUAGGAGUGGUUCAAGCCCUUGGCAGGUUUGCCUGCACAGCAGCAGUGCUGCUGGGGGGUGUGUUGGCCUCACACCAGCUCUUCCUGCAGCUGCUGAGCAAUGUCAUGAGAUCCCCAAUGCUCUUCUUUGAGCAAACACCCACUGGACACCUGCUGAACCGCUUCUCCAGAGACAUGGAUGCUGUUGAUUCUGUCAUCCCUGACAAGCUCAAGUCUGUGCUGGGAUUCUUGUUCAACUUACUGGAGAUCUACCUGGUGAUUGUGGUGGCUACACCAUGGGCAGCAAUGGCCAUAGUAGCCUUGACUGUUCUUUAUGCAGCAUUCCAGCACUUCUAUGUCAGCACCUCCUGCCAGCUGAGGCGCUUGGAGGCUGCCAGCAGGUCACCCAUCUACUCCCACAUCUCAGAAACCUUCCAAGGCAGCAGUGUGAUCCGUGCUCACAGAGACCAGCAGAGGUUUAUUUCAAAGAGCAAUUUCCUAGUGGAUGAGAACCAGCGAAUUUGCUUCCCUGGAGCUGUUGCUGACAGGUGGCUUGCUACAAACCUGGAGUUCCUGGGCAAUGGCAUCGUGCUGUUUGCAGCCCUGUUUGCAGCCAUGGGCAGGACACAGCUCAGCCCUGGAACUGCUGGCUUCUCCCUUUCCUCUGCUCUCCAGAUAACUGGUGUUCUGAACUGGAUGGUUCGCUCCUGGACAGAAGUAGAGAACAACUCUGUUGCUGUGGAGAGAGUGAGGGAAUACCUAAAGACUCCUAAGGAGGCACCCUGGACUCUGAAUGGCAAACUUCAAGGGCAAGUUUGGCCCACUGAGGGGAGGAUUGAAUUUAGGAACUACAGCCUGUGCUACAGGCCAGGUUUGGAUUUAGCACUGAGGCGUGUCAGUGUGACCAUCAACGGGCACGAGAAGAUUGGUAUCACUGGCAGAACAGGAGCAGGGAAAUCCAGCCUUGCUGUGGGCUUGCUGAGAUUGGUGGAAGCUGCAGAAGGAGCCAUCCUCAUUGAUGGACAGGACAUUGCCCAGCUAGGUCUGCAUGACCUCAGAACCAACAUCACUGUCAUUCCCCAGGAUCCAGUUUUGUUUUCUGGCUCCCUAAGAAUGAAUCUCGACCCAUUAAACCAAUACACUGAUGCAGACAUCUGGACAGCUUUGGAACUGACCCAGCUCAAGAACUUUGUUGCAGAUUUGCCAGAGCAGCUGGAAUAUAAGUGCACGGACCAAGGGGAAAACCUAAGCACUGGUCAGAAACAGCUGCUUUGCCUGGCCAGAGCACUCCUGCAGAAAGCCAAAAUCCUGGUUCUGGAUGAGGCCACAGCAGCAGUGGAUGUAGAGACUGAUGCCCAGAUUCAGUCCAUGCUGAGGGCUCAGCUCAGGGACAGCACCGUGCUGACAGUGGCUCACAGGGUGAACACGGUCCUGGACUGUGACAGGAUUUUAGUCUUGGAAAAUGGCCGGAUAGCAGAAUUUGAUACUCCAGAACACUUAAUGGCUCAGAAGGGACUGUUCUACAGACUGAUGGAAGAAUCAGGCCUUGCAUGACUCACCCAUAGCACCACCACCAGCAGGAAUAAUUGACCUCAUAAUUGAGUUAUUUUGGUUUCUCUCAAAAAUGCCUGACACUCAACCAGAGCUUGUUUGAGCCAGAACUGCAGUGAGUAGAUGGAAAGGGGUAACUUGGGAUACAUAUUAUUUCCAUAGGAAACUCAGCAAUUCCACUUCCAUUAUGUUUCCAGAUACCAAAACCUCACUUGAUUGCUGAAAACAAGCCAGUCAGGACUUAAAUACUUUUCUGGUAUAAAAGCAAACAAGUCAAAAGAGAAAGACCACAGCAUUCCUAAUUUAUACUGUAAAUGGAGCCCAAAUAUCUAUCAUACUUCAAGAUUACACAGAUUAUUUUUAAAAGCCAAAAAGAUUUUACGGACAGCAAGGAAGAAUUUAACUGGUAGCAAGGAAACUUAACUGUUUGCAGUUGAUGCUAAGCUCCAGGCAGAACUAAUGUUGUGUUUUGUCAAUGUCUUAAGGACUGCUCAGCCAGGCACUGUUCCUACACAGCUGUGGACUCCAAAGAGCAGCUGGAGCUCAUCAUCCAAAGUGCACAAACACUGGGGCAGGAGAGCACAGGCUGCCUUUGUCACCCUGGGGAUCAGAUCCACCCCUCCCUCUGCAGAGCAGAGCCAGCUCCAGCAGGGGCUCAGCAGGGCAGGACAGCAGGACAGCACGGGGAGUGCCAGCAGAGCAUCCAUCACUCCUGCCCAGGGCUUGGAGCAUCCCCACUGCCAGGUGCUCACAGCAGGGCAUGUCCAAACAUUGACACCAACAUUUCCAAACUGAAUUUGGCCAUGAGGAAUUUGCAAGGUUGGAAGUGCUCACCUCUCUGAUCCCUGCAGCACGCGAGGAAAGCAGCAGGAUCUCACCUGUUGACCUGAUGGUUCGUUCCUGGUUUUCCUCUUGAGUGCAAGUUGACUCCUGCAUGUUCCACCCUGGUGCUGCAGAGGCUCUGGCAUGGUCACCUGUCAGGUGUUGCUUUAACAAACCAAAACAGAAGCAAAAGCUUCCUGGGCUUCCCACAGUGUCUGUGGCAGAGCUGUGCCCAGGUCUCUCCUCAGGAAUCACAGCAUGACAAUGUGACAGUCCAAUAAACACUGGUCUUUACUGUGACUUUUGUUAAAGCACCCAUUUUCUAGAGAGCUGAA